Solanum pennellii is the source of this 1153-nucleotide messenger RNA. RefSeq names its product phosphomannomutase. The transcript has 12 exons. Bases 259 to 1017 code for a protein of 252 amino acids. The record is from RefSeq and is a predicted model, not a curated record. Gene Ontology annotation, cellular component: cytosol. NCBI's taxonomy places the organism in Eukaryota, Viridiplantae, Streptophyta, Magnoliopsida, Solanales, Solanaceae. Gene Ontology annotation, biological process: mannose metabolic process; GDP-mannose biosynthetic process; protein N-linked glycosylation. Gene Ontology annotation, molecular function: phosphomannomutase activity.
UAAAAAGGAAAAAAACUAGUGGCACUCUUUGAGCAAAAACACCUCAACUCGGUAAUCCCAAUAUCCACACUAAAAAUUACUCAAAAGCAAUUUGAUCUCAGAUCUGCUUCCGAUUCUCUGAGCCAAUUUUUGCUACGGUAAGCCUAUGAAUGCACAAUAAAGCGGUGGAAAAUUGCUCACUUGCACGUCUCUUCUUCUUCAAUCGGUCUGUUACAUCCAGUGAAGAGUUGGUGAGAAGUAUAGAAAGAUAAAACAGAAAUGGCUGCAAGAAAAGCUGGUUUAAUUGCUCUGUUUGAUGUUGAUGGAACUCUUACAGCACCCAGAAAGGAAUCUACUCCACAAAUGUUGAAAUUCAUGCAGGAACUUAGAAAGGUUGUUACUGUUGGAGUUGUUGGAGGUUCUGACCUUGUAAAGAUAUCAGAGCAACUUGGCAAUACAGUUACAAAUGACUAUGAUUUUGUUUUCUCUGAAAAUGGCCUUGUAGCACAUAAAGACGGCAAGCUUAUUGGGAAACAGAGCUUGAAGUCACAUCUUGGAGACGAGAAGCUCAAGGAAUUUAUUAACUUUACCCUCCAUUACAUUGCUGAUUUGGAUAUUCCAAUAAAGAGAGGAACGUUCAUUGAGUUCAGAAGUGGCAUGCUAAAUGUGUCGCCUAUUGGGAGGAACUGUAGUCAGGAAGAAAGGGAUGAAUUUGAAAAGUAUGACAAGGUACAAAAGAUACGCGAAACAAUGGUAUCAGUGCUCAGAGAAAAGUUUGCACAUUUUAAUCUCACCUUCUCCAUUGGAGGCCAAAUUAGUUUCGAUGUUUUUCCGCAAGGCUGGGACAAGACUUAUUGUUUGAGAUACCUUGAAGAAUUUAAUGAAAUUCACUUUUUUGGAGACAAAACAUACAAGGGAGGAAAUGACCAUGAGAUCUAUGAGUCUGAGAGAACUGUUGGUCACACAGUUACUAGCCCGGAGGACACAUUGAAACAAUGUUCUGUUCUAUUCCUCGGCAAGGAUAAUGGAAGUUCUUAAGCUUGUUGCAGUUUUUCAACACACAAUUGUAUGCUUGUAUUCUAUGCACAACAGAAAUGAAUCAUUGCAAUAAUUCUUGUAUUGAAUUUUCUUAUCAAAAUUAUAAUGAUUGUACUACUUUUUCUUGAAACCCAAA